ACUAAGAGAGAACAUUAUCAGAUUUACGAGACAAUUUUGUUCCUCUCGAAAACCAACCUUCAUUUCCCCUUUUUAGUUUUCUCUGUGUCACUCUGUUUUUCAUUAUUAUCGCAGGAAAAGAAAAGGAAAAAAAAAACCCUAAUCUCUGGAAUAGCGUUGGAUUGGAGCGUUUUGAGGGCAUCAAAUCAAUAGAGUGAAGCAGAUCAAGAGGAAGAGGAGGGCACAACCAAUGACAAUGGGGUCCACCGAUAAAGAAUUGGAAGAGCAGCUUCUCGACGCCGGUAACAAGCUCCUCCUAGAUCCUCCCUCCUCAGCGGAGGAGCUCCUCCCACUCCUCGACCAAGUAGAGUGUUGCCUAUCGAGGGUUGAGCAGUCCCCUAUUGACUCUAUGCAAAAUGCACUCUCUCCAUCAUUGAAAGCAUUGAUUGCGGACAAACUUUUAAGCCACUCAGAUGAUGAUGUCAAAGUUGCAGUUGCCUCUUGCAUCAGUGAAAUAACAAGAAUCACUGCACCUGAAGCUCCUUAUGAUGAUGCUCAAAUGAAGGAUGUCUUUCAAUUAAUUGUAUCUUCAUUUGAAAAUCUACAUGAUAAGUUAAGCCAAUCAUAUGCAAAGAGGACCUCAAUUCUUGAAACUGUUGCGAAAGUUAGAUCAUGUGUGGUAAUGCUGGACCUUGAAUGUGAUACCCUGAUUUUGGAGAUGUUUCAGCAUUUCUUUAAAAAUAUAAGCUCCAUUAUAAAAUUUCAGGGAACAUCAUCCAGAAAAUGUUUUUUCAUCCAUGGAAACAAUUAUGACCCUUGUUCUAGAGGAAAGUGAAGAUAUAUCCUUAGACCUGCUGUCUCCACUCCUGACCAGCAUUAAGAAAGACAAUAAGGAAGUUUUUCCAAUAGCCCAGAAAUUGGGGGAGAGGGUCAUUGAAAGCUGUGCAACCAAGCUUAAACCCUACUUGGUUCAAGCAGUGAAAUCCUUGGGUAUAUCUGUGGAUGAUUAUAGUUCAGUACUUGCUUCAAUAUGCCAAGAUACAUCUGAUGACUUGGAGAAAAAUGAUACAUGUGUUACUAGUGAGCAUGUGGAAGAUAAGAGUGAUUCAGCAAAACAAUCACUAGAGGAGUCAACACAUGUGGUUAACAAGGAUUCAAGUGAAGUUACACCCUCUCAACCAGAAAAUACUGAUGUAAAGAUAUCUCCAAAGUUGGUCAUGAGCAAUGGUGUUGUAGAAGAUAAUGUUUUAGCUGACUCCAAGUCCAUUAAAAAACAAGAGGAUGCUGAUUGUUCUAGUCACUCUGAAGGUUUGAAUUUAUCUGGUCAUGAGGUGCAUAAUGAUCUGGACACUGAAAAAGUUGACACUAGUAAACAAAAGCCAGAGCAAGCUACCAAGAGGCAGCGAAAGAAAUCAAGCUCUUCAACUAAAUCAGCAAAACCUUCCAAAGGUCAAGUUGCUGCUAACGAGAAGGAAACUGAGAAAAUGCUUGACUUUGAAAGCAACAGCAAGAAAGUUCCCAGUUCCUCUCACGAGGACCAUUCAGCUGAAGCAGCAGGACCUCCAGAGAAUGACAAUGGCAUUGAUGCUAAGAUUUCAUCACCAAAGGCAUGCAAUGAUGAAUCUGAAGUUGUUGCUUCUCCACCAAGUGAGAGCUUCUCUGAUGAAAAUCAUUCGAAGAAAAUUGGGCGAACAAAAAAGAAAGAUGGGGAUGCUGAGGGUGUUUCAAAGGUGUCUGAAGGAGCUAGUGAUUCAGAAGCCAAACCUGUCAGGCGAUCCGUGAAAAGGGCACUUGGUCAGAAGUCUGAUGCGAAAAAAACUAAUGUGGUGGAUUCAGUAAAAAAAGGAAGUGGGACAGCAAAUGAUGCAGAUGCUAAAAAGCACCCAGCCAAGAAAUUAGAUGAAAACAAAAAGGAUCGUGAUGGAUCAUCUUCAAGACAAAUGGAGGACAAGAAAAAGGGCAGGUGGGGGAAGGCUAACUCUGAAGCAAAUGUAGUAAAGUCAUCUGCUAUGGAUGUGGACAAGGAAAUGGUUUCUUCUCUGAGGUCUGGUACAAAGUCAACUAAAAAUGAAAAUUCAGAGGAGACUCCCAAGACAAAUGUGAAAAGGAAACGCAGUUCAGGAAAAGAAAAUGAAUCUAAUGCGAAGGAAUAUGGUCAAAACCUUGUUGGUUUACGGGUCAAAGUUUGGUGGCCUGAUGAUCGUGAGUUUUACAGAGGUGUUGUUGAUUCCUUUGAUUCUGCCAAAAAGAAGCACAAGGUCUUGUACGAUGAUGGUGAUGAAGAAACAUUAAAUCUUGUGAAGGAGAAAUGGAAGGUCAUUGGAGCUGAUGACUCAGAUGCAGAUGAGGAAGAACGAAGUGAUCGUGCAAGUCUUGAUGCUUCCACUGAUAUGACAUGGCUAUUUGUAUCCCUCGUGAAGAAAUUGGGCGAUGUGCUGCAUUGGUUUGAUCUUUAUCAAUUACGAAUGCCACCAAAGAAGAAAGGGAAAACAAGUGCUGUUGAGUCAACCAAGCAAGGAAAGAUGGAUGCUUCUUCCAGAAGCGGUGGAGCAUCAGCAUCCAAUAGAUCAAAGGGUGCAUCCACGAAGUCUGGCCUGAAGUCCAAAGAUGGCAACAAAUCCAAAGAUUCCAAGACUAUUAGCAAACCUGAGGAUGCAGUUAGUAGAAAAUCUAAGGCCAGCAUUCCUAAGAGUGGUAGCAGUAAAUCUAUUGUUACUGCUAAAAAAAUUGGUAAUAAAUCCAAAAAUACUGAUAAUUCAAUUGAAUCAAAGGAUGAUGACACUAGCACGCCCAAACCCUCUGCGAAGUCUAAGCAAGAAACUCCAAAAAGUGGAAAGUCUAAGCAAGAAACUCCAAAAAGUGGAAAGUUUAAGCAAGAAACUCCAAAAAGUGGAAAGUCCAAGCAAGAAACCCUGAAGACUGCCCUUUCGAAAGUAAAACCUCUCAAAAGUGGUGGAAAGACUGAUGUUAAUGGUAAGAACAAGGUGAAAUCUGGUUCAUCAAAGAGAAAAUAUUCUGAGAAUGAGUACUCAGAUGUUUGAGCAGGAGAGGUAGAAGAUGCCAAGGACAAGACUUCAUGUUCAUCAAAGUCACAAGGAAGUGGGUAUUUAUUCUCGCUGUUUAUUUCUUGACUGGGUGCCUGUCUUGUGCUUACAGCAUUUAAUUUUUUCUUCCUUUGGCCAGAGUGAUCAAAUGAAUUUAGGCCGUGUAUCAAGGAGCUGUGUCGUUUGUGGUAAUCAUCUUCUUGUUGCUAGCAUUAUUUUCUCCAGUUAUUAGUUAGGCUAGUUUAGUUGUAGUAUGGGUUAGUAUCUCUAGUUACUUUUCCAUCUUUUCUAGUAGACUAGAUGAAUGCUAUUUUAAGGUAACACCUGAAAAUAUUUUGCUAGCAUUCUUAAUUUAACGAAUGCUUUGGCACUCCCUGAUGCUGACAGGUUGACUAAUGACUACUUACUAGUUACUAUCCACCCAAUUAACGUUUUUAGAUUGCUUAGUGCUUAGAUGUGGUUGUUGUUUUGUUUUGAAACCUUUAGUUUGUUCAAAUAUUCCAUAAUUCACAUUGAUC
This is a messenger RNA of Glycine soja, 3541 nucleotides long. RefSeq names its product nucleolar protein dao-5-like. The transcript has 15 exons. Gene Ontology annotation, cellular component: chromatin; nucleus. NCBI's taxonomy places the organism in Eukaryota, Viridiplantae, Streptophyta, Magnoliopsida, Fabales, Fabaceae. The record is from RefSeq and is a predicted model, not a curated record. Gene Ontology annotation, biological process: DNA repair; mitotic sister chromatid cohesion. The coding region runs from base 777 to 3020 and encodes 747 amino acids.